UCGGAGGCUGGGCAAACGGCCGGGUAUAAAACAGUUGAUCGCCGACGAAGCCAGCAUCAGUCACGCUUAACUUCGCUUUCCUGCUCGACACAAGCUGCCAACAUGAAGGUCGUGAUUGUUUUGCUCGCCGUAGCUGUCUGCGUCUUGGCUGAAGAAAAAUACACUACCAAGUACGACAACAUCGAUGUGGAUCAGAUCCUGAGGAGCGAACGUCUUCUGAACAACUAUGUAAACUGUCUGCUGGAAAAGGGAAGCUGCACCCCCGACGGCAAGGAGCUUAAAAAAUCGCUUCCGGACGCUCUGCAGAACAAGUGCAGCAAGUGCAGCGAGAAGCAGAAGACUGGCAGCGAGAAGGUGAUCCGGUUUCUGAUACACGAGAAACCGCAAGUGUGGGAGAGACUGUCGAAGAAGUAUGACCCGACCGGCGUCCACACGGAAAACUUCAAGGAAGAGGCCAAGCAACGCGGCAUCAUCUUGUAAAUAGCGCGAGGAUGUUCAAUGCUCCAAUCGAACGCUGACGAACACACACACACAUAAAAAAAAGAAGAAGAAACAACACGAUAUUUUGCUCACGUAAUUCCUUUGAUUUGUACGCAAGCUCAGACUUUUGGAAAAUAAACAUCGUAUAGAACCAAACAAUAAAGAACAUACAAUUGUUGUAGUCAUUA
Messenger RNA from Megalopta genalis, 668 nucleotides. Its product is annotated as ejaculatory bulb-specific protein 3. NCBI's taxonomy places the organism in Eukaryota, Metazoa, Arthropoda, Insecta, Hymenoptera, Halictidae. The record is from RefSeq and is a predicted model, not a curated record.